GUACCGGGUAUGUGAAGUAAGCAGCAGGAUUCGUGAACAGCGAUCGAAUUGUCCAAUUGCUGUUGAGAACGUCAGGCGGCGACUUUCAAACUAUUGGGUUGCGAUUGGUCAUCCCGCCCGCUGGUUGCGUGCGCCGUCGGCUUGAGCAUUAUGGCGUCGUCACAAUUAUUGGUAUAACGUCGUGCUUCGACUUACACGACGAAGUUGGACGAAGUUUCGCAUCGUAGUGUCUCACUUGGAAUUACUUGGAAUUUUCAGUGUGUCGCGAUGCUGUUCGCCCAAUCAUCGCCAAGAAUCGCAAGAUUUUGAAUGGCAGCAAACAAAGCAAAGGUAAAAUGUCGUACAAGACUAGAAAGCGAAAAGAGGUCGAGGAGCGCAAAGUAAAUGAUGGGGAACAAGACAAUUUUUUUACCGAUGAGAUGAGGGAGAAGAUGGAAACGAUGUGGGAGAUACCACAAAUUUUCCAUUUCCUCUACUUAACAAAGGAAUCUCUUAAUAUACCUCAGUUAUCUUUAUACGAAAUGGAAAGGAUGCUAUUGAUACCGAGGGCCUCUAAACAAUUAGCAAACAUCAUGACGUGUUUGCUGAGUUCCCCGAUAACCAAAGUAAAGCUACGCAAGGUGCCACCGAUGCCAUAUGAAUUUUGGACCAAUAUUCUCGCGUAUAAAAUGUCAAGCUGGUUCAAAAUUUAUCGUGCGAAGCAUAAAGACGCAACCAAAGUUCUAGAAACUAUCGGUGUUGAACCAGAAUUCUGGAACGUUUUCCCCGAAACUUCGAUGCUCGAUGGCAAAGAUUUUGAAGAUCUUAGUUUCAAGCAAAGAGUCUGGUUGCUAAAAACUGUCUGUGAUACAAUCAUGCAUACUAGAAAAACAGUUCAAGAAGACAUGGUGAAUCAACCAUGGGAAGAUCAGUUUGAAACAAUUUUAGGAAUGGAUCGUAAUGGGGCAAGAUACAUUUAUUUUCCUCAAUUUAUGCCGAAUGAUCUCAGAAUUUAUAGGCAUUCUCUAGACAAUAAGAUCUUGUCAACUGUUAAGCCUGUCAGACAAGAUCAAGAGACGAAGAAGAGGAGUAAAUUCAUUAGAUACAAAAAGAGAAAAUUACAAAUACACAAUAACUUAUCUGAUCACAGGCUUGAAAAUAGAAACGAUGAUAAAGAUCUUAGUAAUAACGACAGCACUACAGGUUCGUUUAUCAGUGAGGAUACGAAUUUGAGUAGUAUCAGCACGUGCAGUAAUAACAACAACAUAAUCCUGGACACUAUAAGCAGGAAGCGUCGUAGGAGCUUGUCAAAAACGUCCGAGGAAAGUUCAAAUGCAAGAUCCAGCGGCUAUGACACCCAUAACUCCAGCGAUACCAAAUCUGUUGAUGAUGAGUCUUCGCCGAUGUUCAAAGGUUUUACUAAUACUCAGAAUGAUAAUUGCAGUAUAGGAAUAAUUAAUGAAAUGUUACAUGAUUUGAAAACUGAAAUCGACGAAGAAAAAAAAAUGAGUGAACGCGAAAGCAGUAAUGAAUUAGUAUCACAAGAAAACUUAGUUGAAUUGUACAAAAAUACUGUAAUAUCCUGUGGUGAAACAUUUGAUGAAAAGGAUGAGAACGAGAAAUCAGGUGAUACUUUGUCCAAUAGUUCAAAAACAGACGACGAGAAAUUGAAUGAGAUAAUUAAUGCCGAAAGUUCCAAAUUAUUUGAAGAUGUAUAUUCCAAAAAUAUUCCUGCCAGUGAUGUAAGUGAUAUUUCAAUGAAUUUGACAUCUAAAUCGGAUGACGAAAAACUGAGUGAAACGAAAACUAGUGAUAGUAAUGUUAGCACAAAUGAAAACAGUUUAAAUAAAAAAAGAACUUUUGAGUUAUUUUAUUCAUCUUCCUCUAUCAAUAGUGCAUCAUUAAGUGAAGAAGUGACUAGACAGUAUCUGAAUAAAACGCUACCAGUGAUAGAAGCAGAAUCAAAUAAUUUGAGAGAAGGAAUGAAACUACGAUCUCGAAAUGUAAAGCAGUACAAUAAAAAAUAUACAACAGGAAAUGAGAUAAAUGAAAGACAGGAAGUAGAAGACGAUCAAAUGAAUGAAACAGAUGAAGAAAAUUUAAAUGAGCCGCGAUUACAAACAAGCAUGGAAUACGAUUUGGACAAUGACGCAAAUAAUAUUGAUAUCGAUUAUAAUUUGCAAACAUCCACGGAUCCAAAGACAGAUGAGUGCAAGCAACGUUUUGACAAGAUGUUGUCUGAUCUUAGCGUUUCUGAUUUUUAUCUUGUAGUUGACAGUAUAGAAGAAUUACGGGAUCUCAUUGCCAAUUUUUCAGAAAGUGAUUUGGAAAGCAAUAAUUCUAGUAACGCGGAAAUUAUUCCUUUGUGUGAAGUAAAGUUAGUAAAGAAGUUGACUGAAUUAUUAAGUUCUGUGGAACCAGUAGAGACAACUUUAAAGGAUGCAAUGCGAAAAGCAAAGGCAAAACUUCAAAGGGAAUGGUCUAAUUUUAAAGAAGGCAGUGUGGAGGAUCAGGACUCAUCCGGUGAGAGUGGUCUCAGCUCUAAUUGGUGGGUUCUUGGGACGCAGGGCAGGGAUCCACUCUCAAUUCCCGGAGACGCAACGUUACAAACGUUACCGCAAUCUGCCGUAUCCCCACUUGGCACCAAAAACACACAAAAACAAUCACAAGUCGAAAGUGAAAACGAAAGUACGGUCAAAGAGUCUAAACAAAGUCACCACGAGAGCCGAGAGCCGAGUAAUGAACGGCAAAAUGGAAAUGGUAACAAGCAGUCGGAGAUCAAGGCGACAUCAGGAAGAAACGAAGUUGUGGAAGAAGAAAAGAAACUGGAAAUCAAACAAGACGGAGAAAACGAGAAUGCAUCAGACGAAGAUGCAAACCAGGAAACGCAACACAGUAGACGGGUGUUACGAGCACGCGGCAUCUCUUCAUACACAGAACAACUUUAUUCAGAUGACGAGAGCGAUGAGGACGAGCUGGAGGAAUGGGCCGACGUUGAGGCAGUAUACGCGGCUCCCGGCACACAGGCCAAUACAUCCGCUUCUCACACUAAUUCGAAAGAACGAAACGCUGACAACUGGUCGGACGAGGAGGACUCAGACCAAGAUUGGAUUCUACCGAGCUCUCGCAAAAGGAAAAAUAAACGUUCGUCUACCAAUCGAAGAUUAAAAUCAUUUGAACAUAAAGUACAGAAUAUCACAGAAAAUACAUCUCAGAGUAAUACGACGUUUGAUGUUUCUCAUCCUAAUGCGAAAAUUGUUAAAGAUAAGUUGAAGGAUAAACUCAAAGAUAACAAGAGAGAGCCUGAAAAUGCAGCUGCUCCGCAAAUCCUUGGUAACACUGCUUCUGUAGCGAACAACAAAAAUAAAAGAGAAGUGCCUUCCAUGGACACGAUUUGUAAGAUUGAAUCUGUCAAGAGUGUGCAUUCGGAACUUGACAUCAAGGAUGAGGGUCCGAUGUACGAGUCCAAUCCACAUGCCACAAGCCAGCAAUAUGAACAGAGCAAUUACGAACCCACGAAUACGCAACAAAAAUAUUAUUAUAUGGUGCCACAGAAUUCUGGAAUGGUGCCCCAGGGGGCGAUCAUUCAGGGAACUGUGCCGCAAGCUCCGCAUGCGACUUACUACAUGCAGCAGCCUUAUGUAAUACAGACUCCACAGAGCAAAUAUCUACCCCCUACUCAGCAACAACAGUUUGUUUAUCAACAACAGAGUCCGCAGAUAAUGGCUCAACCGUACAUCAACAAUACGAAUUACGUAUCUUAUGUAGCGGUUGCAACACAGCCUCAAACAGAGUACAUGGUUGCACCUGGACCGAUGAUAAAUCAACUGAAUUCGCAGAAUCCGGUUCAUUGCACUCCCAGACUGCAGAAUAGAUACAUGCAAAAUAACAGACAACUAGCACCGCGACAGAACUCACAGCAUUUUAAUGGUUCGGUAAUAAGAAGCAUUGGCACACCUGUCAGAGGUCAGAGACCCACCAAUUCGAAAAAUGUUCCUUUGUCGAGGCAAAGGCAGAAAACAUCACAAACAUCCAGCACAGAAAACAGCGGUCAGAAGGUCACAUCUCUGAUCAUGCUCAGUGAUAGCGACGAUGAGAUAGAAAUGAUCAUUAUGGAGAAAACGCCUAAUACCUCAGAAAAAACUCCAACCAACAGAGCUAGAUCAUUGGAGUCUCAAAGAAUUGCUAAUCAAUCUAGACAGAAACCUACAAUCACUUCGGAUAUCACUGUCCCUUCAACAAAAGGUAUUCUCUCACCGCAAAUCAUUCAACGAAUGAGUCAGGGUGGUAUAUCCAUCACGCCAGUGAAGAACAAUCCACCGCCAACGACGAAUGCCAAUACGCAAUUAGUGGUAGUCGUAAACGAGACUGGCAGUCAUUAUGCUUUGGCACUACCCAAUGGCAGCAAACUCAUACUCACUCCGGAACAGGUAGCGCAGAUUAGAGCUUCAAAUGGAGGGAAACUAAUUUUGUAGAACGUGUAAUUAAUCAUAUUACACAAAUUGCGUGUCUUUGUUCUAUUUCUUAAGUUUUCACAAUCGCAAUAACAUGUAAAUCUGAUACAUGCAAGUUUUAUCUUCAUAUCUUGCCGAUUUAGUCAUUAGUCUGUAAAAACAGAAAUUUAUUGAUGAGGUAUAUCUCAUCAAAUA
This is a messenger RNA of Atta colombica, 4628 nucleotides long. RefSeq lists its product as uncharacterized. The transcript has 11 exons. Lineage: Eukaryota; Metazoa; Arthropoda; Insecta; Hymenoptera; Formicidae. The record is from RefSeq and is a predicted model, not a curated record. Bases 336 to 4454 code for a protein of 1372 amino acids.